Molecule: messenger RNA, 408 nt
Organism: Haemonchus placei
Lineage: Eukaryota; Metazoa; Nematoda; Chromadorea; Rhabditida; Trichostrongylidae
Source: the annotation of a GenBank genome assembly
AUGGAUCAUCGGGUUGUUCUUGGCGGCGAAAUGGUCGUGUUGAUCGCUGGCCUCACUGGUAUCGGUAUGCUCCAUGGUUGGACUGAGGGUGUCGGCUAUCAUAUGAGGGAAUACUACACACCACUAUGGUUGUGUGCAGUAUUGAUGUGUCUUUUGCUGGCUCUAGUCAUCUCGCUUUUCUUCGUGUUUGUCUGCCUUCAUUGCAAUAAUCCGGGUAUUAUUAAACAACAUAUUAUAUUAUUGGUAACGUCGUGGCCAAUAGCUGUGCUUCUGACUGCGUCUGCGGUAGUGUCGGGUGCACCACUGCUCGUUGGGUUUCUGCUCAUACUCUACUUCACAGCUCUUCUACCAUUUGCUCGACUCUAUAAUACAGUCAAAUGGACUGAAACUAUUGACCCUCCCGUUUGA